Messenger RNA from Lepus europaeus (European hare), 1814 nucleotides. RefSeq names its product protein disulfide isomerase family A member 5 (gene PDIA5). The record is from RefSeq and is a predicted model, not a curated record. Gene Ontology annotation, molecular function: protein disulfide isomerase activity. Gene Ontology annotation, cellular component: endoplasmic reticulum. NCBI's taxonomy places the organism in Eukaryota, Metazoa, Chordata, Mammalia, Lagomorpha, Leporidae. The transcript is spliced from 17 exons. Gene Ontology annotation, biological process: protein folding. Bases 105 to 1670 code for a protein of 521 amino acids.
GAGGCGGGGAGCGGCUGGGAAGUGGCCGCGGCGCGGCGGAGCUAGCUGGCGGGCUCGGGAGCUGGAGUGCAGAGCCGAGCCGGCGGUGGGCAGCGGCGGUGGGGAUGGCGCGGGCCGGGCCGGCGUGGCUGCUGCUGCUGCUGGCGAUCUGGUUGGUGCUGCUGACCUGGCUGUCUUCAGCGAAGGUCUCCUCGCUCAUUGAGAGAAUCUCCGACCCCAAGGACUUGAAAAAGCUUCUCAGGACCCGGAAUAACAUACUAGUGCUUUACUCCAAGUCAGAGGCGGCAGCUCAAAGUCAUCUCAAGCUAUUGUCCACUGUGGCCCAGGCAGUAAAAGGACAAGGCACCAUCUGCUGGGUGGACUGCGGUGACGCAGAGAGCAGAAAAUUGUGCAAGAAGAUGAAAGUUGACCUGAGCCCCAAGGACAAAGCGGUCGAAUUAUUUCAUUACCAGGAUGGCGCGUUUCACAUGGAAUAUAACCGAGCCCUGACAUUUAAGUCCAUAGUGGCCUUUCUGAAGGAUCCAAAAGGCCCCCCGCUGUGGGAAGAAGAUCCUGGAGCCAAGGACGUUGUCCACAUCGACAGUGAGAAGGACUUCAGACGGCUCCUGAAGAAGGAAGACAGGCCACUGAUGAUGAUGUUCUAUGCCCCCUGGUGCAGCAUGUGCAAGAGGAUGAUGCCGCAUUUCCAGCAGGCCGCGACCCAGCUCCGAGGCCAGGCCGUCCUGGCUGGGAUGAACGUCUACCCCUCUGAAUUUGAAAACAUCAAGGAGGAUUACGGCGUGCGGGGCUACCCGACCAUCUGCUACUUUGAGAAAGGGCAGUUCCUGUUCCAGUACGAUAACUACGGGGCCACAGCCGAGGACAUUGUGGAGUGGCUGAAGAAUCCACAGCCGCCACAGCCCCAGGUCCCCGAGACUCCCUGGGCAGAUGAGGGUGGUUCCGUUUAUCACCUGACCGAUGAAGACUUUGACCAGUUUGUGAAGGAGCACGCCUCUGUCCUCGUCAUGUUCCACGCCCCAUGGUGUGGACACUGUAAGAAAAUGAAACCAGAGUUUGAGAAGGCAGCAGAAGUCCUCCACGGAGACGCAGAUAGCUCUGGUGUCCUUGCAGCUGUCGAUGCCACCGUCAACAAGGGCCUGGCGGAAAGAUUCCACAUCUCAGAGUUUCCCACGUUGAAGUAUUUUAAGAAUGGAGAGAAACACGAGGUUCCCGCGCUCAGGACAAAGAAGAAGUUUAUUGAGUGGAUGCAAAACCCCGAGGCACCCCCGCCCCCGGAGCCCACUUGGGAAGAGCAGCAGACAAGUGUGUUGCAUCUGGCAGGGGACAGCUUCCGGGAGACCCUGAAGAAGAAGAAGCACACCUUGGUCAUGUUCUACGCCCCCUGGUGCCCACACUGUAAGAAGGUCAUCCCACAGUUUACUGCCGCUGCUGAUGCAUUCAAAGAUGACCGGAAGAUUGCCUGUGCUGCCGUUGACUGCGUCAGAGACAAGAACCAGGACCUGUGUCAGCAGGAGGCCGUCAAGGCUUACCCCACUUUCCACUACUACCACUACGGCAAGUUUGUGGAGAAGUACGACAGCGAUCGGACGGAAUCUGGGUUUACCAGUUUCAUUCGAGCCCUCCGGGAGGGAGACCUGGAGAGACUGGGGAAAAGGAAGGAGGAGUUGUGACGCUGCCUCAGAGAAAGCGUUCCCACCACACUGUGAAUGAUGCCUGUUUGUUGUUCUUUCUGAAUCUCCACGUUCCGAAGACAGCCUUUUUUAUAGCCGCUUACGGCCGUUUUGUACAAUUUUGAAAUAAAAUUAAACCAUUUA